Salmo salar (Atlantic salmon) is the source of this 2987-nucleotide messenger RNA. Lineage: Eukaryota; Metazoa; Chordata; Actinopteri; Salmoniformes; Salmonidae. The record is from RefSeq and is a predicted model, not a curated record.
AAGACCCGGGACUGCAAUCAAAUGUAACGACAUCUUCAAACCCUUAACUGGACAAGACAAACUUAUCAGAACUGUGCUGACAAAGGGAAUCGCUGGUAUUGGAAAAACAGUCUCUGUGCAGAAGUUCAUCCUGGACUGGGCUGAAGGUAAAGCAAAUCAGGAUGUUCAAUUUGUAUUUUCAUUCCCUUUUCGGGAGCUGAAUUUGAUGAAAGGGGAAAAACACACUUUGAUUGAACUUCUCAAUCAUUUCUCAAUGGAAACCAAAAAAUUAAAAUUCUCCAACCACAACAAGUACAAAGUUCUGUUAAUCUUUGAUGGUCUGGAUGAGUGCCGACUGCCCCUAGACUUCCACACGAACAAGAUAUGUUGUGAUGUCACACAGUCAACCUCAGUGGAUGUUCUGCUGACAAAUCUCAUCAAGGGAAAUCUGCUUCCCUCUGCUCUCCUCUGGAUAACUACCCGACCUGCAGCAGCCAAUAAGAUCCCUUCAGUGUGUGUUGACCAGGUGACAGAGGUACGAGGGUUUAAUGACCCACAGAAGGAGGAGUACUUCAGGAAGAGAUUCAGUGAUGAGGACCUGGCCAGCAGAAUCAUCUCACACAUAAAGACCUCAAGGAGCCUUCACAUCAUGUGCCACAUUCCAGUCUUCUGUUGGAUUUCUGCAAUAGUCCUUGAACACAUGUUGAAACAUAAGAGAGAAGAGGUGCCCAAGACUCUGACUGAGAUGUACACACACCUUGUGGUGUUUCAUACCAUAAAGAAGAAUGAAAAGUAUCUUGGGAAAGAAGAGACAGAUCCACACUGGAAUAAAGAGAGCAUUCUGUCACUGGGAAAACUGGCUUUUCAACAGCUUGUGAUUGGCAAUCUGAUUUUCUAUGAAGAAGACCUGAAACAGGCUGGCAUUGAUGUCAAUGAAGCCUCAGUGUACUCAGGAUUGUGCACACAGAUCUUUAAAGAGGAAUGUGGGCUCUACAAGGACAAGGUGUACUGCUUCGUGCAUCUGAGCAUUCAGGAGUUUCUGGCUGCUGUAUAUGUGUUCCUCUCAUUCAUCAACAACAAUGAGAAUCGAAUAGCCGAACUGCAUUCAACAUCCAGAAACUAUUUUGCGCUGAAGCCUGAAGUAACUGUCUACAAGAGUGCUGUGGAUAAAGCCUUACAAAGUGAGACGGGAAACCUGGACCUUUUCCUCCGAUUCCUUCUGGGCCUCUCACUGGAGUCCAAUCAGAAGCACUUACGAGGUCUACUGACAACAACAAGAAGCUGCUCACAGAGCCAUGAAGAAAUAGUCAAGUACAUCAAGGAGAAGAUCAGGGAGAAUCCCUCUCCAGAGAGGUGCAUCAAUCUGUUCCACUGUCUGAAUGAACUGAAUGACCAUUCUCUAGUGGAGGAGAUCCAAAGCUACCUGAUCUCAGGAAGUCUCUCAGAAGCCAAACUGUCACCUGCACAGUGGUCAGCUCUGGUCUUUGUGUUGCUGACUUCAGAAAAGGAGCUGGAUGUGUUUGACCUGAAGAAAUACUCCAGAUCAGAGGAAGGUCUUCUGAGGCUGCUGCCAGUGGUCAAAGCCUCCAGAGUUGCUCUGCUGUCAGGCUGUGGAGUCACAGAGGAAGGCUGUGCUUCUCUGGCCUCAGCUCUGAGGUCAAACCUCUCUCACCUGAGAGAGAUGGAUCUGAGUAACAAUGAACUGAAAGAUUCAGGAGUGAAACUUCUCUCUGCUGGACUGGAGAAUCCCGACUGUAAACUGAAGACUCUGAGGCUUUCAGGCUGUCAAGUCACAGAGCAAGGCUGUGCUUCUCUGGUCUCAGCUCUGAGGUCAAACCCCUCACACCUGAGAGAGCUGGACCUGAGCUACAAUCACCCAGGAGACUCAGGAGUCAGACUGCUCUCUGCUGGACUGGAGGAUCCACACUGCAGACUGGAGAAACUCAAGCUGUCAGGCUGUGGAGUCACAGAGGAAGGCUGUGCUUCUCUAGCCUCAGCUCUGAGGUCAAACCUCUCUCACCUGAGAGAGAUGGAUCUGAGUAACAAUAACCUGAAAGAUUCAGGAGUGAAACUUCUCUCUGCUGGACUGGAGAAUCCCGACCGUAAACUGAAGACUCUGAGGCUUUCAGGCUGUCAAGUCACAGAGCAAGGCUGUGCUUCUCUGGUCUCAGCUCUGAGGUCAAACCCCUCACACCUGAGAGAGCUGGACCUGAGCUACAAUCACCCAGGAGACUCAGGAGUCAGACUGCUCUCUGCUGGACUGGAGGAUCCACACUGCAGACUGGAGAAACUCAAUGUGGAACAUGGUGGAGAGAACACAAUGAAACCUGGGCUUAGAAAAUAUGCCUGUGAUCUCACACUGGACCCAAAUACAGUAAACAGACACCUCUCUCUGUCUGAGGAGAACAGAAAGGUAACGCGUGGGAGAGACGAGCAGCCGUAUCCUGAUCACCCAGAGAGAUUUGAGGACCGUGGACAGGUGCUGUGUAGAGAGGGUCUGACUGGGCGCUGUUACUGGGAGGUAGAGUGGAGUGGGAGUGAGGCUGAUAUAGGAGUGACAUAUAAAGGAAUCAGCAGGACAGGAAAGGGUAAGGACUCUCUGAUUGGGUUCAAUGACAAGUCCUGGAAUCUGUUCUGUUCUGACAACAUUUACAUGACUGUGCACAAUAAUAAUCACACUGCCAUAGACUUCCCCUCCUCCAGCUCCCACAGAGUAGGAGUGUAUCUGGACUGGCCAGCCGGCACUCUGUCCUUCUACAGAGUCUCCUCUGACACACUGACCCACCUGUACACAUUCCACACUACAUUCACUGAGCCCCUCUAUCCAGGGUUUUAUGUUUAUGAAUCCUCAGUGUUCCUGUGUCAGGUGGUACCUGUGUCAAACACAACAUGACGUUUCACUCUAAUCAUGUGUUUUAUGUUUGAUCAGAAUAUGGCAUUUAAAUACAUGGAGUAACACACCAGGUUGGAACAGUUUAUUCCUGUAAAUAAAAACCAUGGUAACUCUG